AUGAGGCUCUUUGGACUCUCCACCCUCAUCAUUGCUGUGGGAAGCCGCCUCUUCACUGAGGCACAGGCCACUCCUAACCAACGUCUUCUUAAAAGAGUUGAGGCACAUCAGCACUCCCACUACUAUAGAUCUCGCCCUAUUAAGCAUGCCAUCGCAGAACCGAAAAUGGAAAACAUGACCAGUAUGACCACAGACCAAAAGAACACAUACUACAGCUCCAACUGGGCCGGUGUCGCCCUCCUCAACUCCAAUCUCCCUUCCACGCCAGCCCUCACCUCUGUCGCGGCCACCCUCACCGUCCCCGUGCCCACCUCCUCGUCCACAAAUGUUCAGGCCGCCUCCGCUUGGGUUGGCAUUGACGGCUUCAUUAAUACAGCCGCCAUCCUCCAGACAGGCAUCGACAUCGUCGCGUACAAAGGCGAACCGGGCUGCUACACCGCCUGGUACGAGUGGUACCCCGACAGCGCCGUCGAUUUCGACCUCACAAUCGAUGCCGGCGACGUCGUCGUUGCGACGGUCUAUUCGACUUCUGACUCGACGGGUGUGGCCAUCAUCCAGAACGAGAGCACCGGCGAGAGCGCAACGGCAACACUCCGUGCACCCCAGUCGACGGCCACGCUGACAGGUCAGUCAGCGGAGUGGAUUGUGGAGGAUUAUCAGAGCGGGGGGUCAACAGUGUCCUUCUCGGAUUUUGGGACCGUCACCUUUACCGGAGUUGUGGCGGGGGCAGAAGGGAAUCAGACGUUUGGGGUUGAGGGCGACGGGGCUGCGGUGGUGGAUAUUUUGAGUGGAAAUUCAAUUGUUGCGGAGGGCAGUAUCAUCAGCUCGUCAGAGAUCACGGUUCAGUGUACCACUCCUAGCGUAGUCGCAGUCCUCGGGAACACACGCCCCAAGAUCACCGAGCUGGACCUCGGAGAACCUGCUGUCGCCCUUCUGGUAGUUAACGAAGAUAUUGUCAAGUUUGACAUCUAA
This is a messenger RNA of Aspergillus thermomutatus, 972 nucleotides long. Its product is annotated as A4/G1 family peptidase. Gene Ontology annotation, biological process: proteolysis. Lineage: Eukaryota; Fungi; Ascomycota; Eurotiomycetes; Eurotiales; Aspergillaceae. The record is from RefSeq and is a predicted model, not a curated record. Gene Ontology annotation, molecular function: glutamic-type endopeptidase activity. The coding region runs from base 1 to 972 and encodes 323 amino acids. The transcript has 2 exons.